Messenger RNA from Amoebophrya sp. A25, 197 nucleotides. Lineage: Eukaryota; Dinophyceae; Syndiniales; Amoebophryaceae. The record is from the annotation of a GenBank genome assembly.
CGGGCGGCACGAACAUCAAGUAAGAAAUGCGCUGUAGCCGAUCAUAAGGUUUCAAAAACUUUGCUCAUUCUCGAUUGCAACGGCUGUGAGCACAAGCUUCUCAAUUCACUCUCCUAUCUGACCUUAAUUGGCGCUCAUCCUCUCUCUGGCGGUCGCAUUCGCACGAUUGUAAAGUUGCAUGAUACAACGAAUCUAGG